Molecule: messenger RNA, 975 nt
Organism: Exserohilum turcica Et28A
Lineage: Eukaryota; Fungi; Ascomycota; Dothideomycetes; Pleosporales; Pleosporaceae
Exons: 3
Coding region: 1-975 (324 amino acids)
Cellular component (GO): nucleus; cytoplasm; cytosol
Molecular function (GO): arginase activity; manganese ion binding
Source: RefSeq, a predicted model, not a curated record
AUGACUUCUGCACCCACAGCACAGCCCAAGUUCCUGCCUAGCCGGAAUGAGCUGGGUAUCGUCGCAGUUGGUUUCAGCGGCGGCCAGCCCAAAGCCGGUGUCGAUGCCGCCCCCAUGGCGCUCAUCGAAAACGGCCUCAUCAAGCAGCUGCAAGAAGACCUAGAGUACAACGUCAGCUACGAUGGCCAAGUGCACAACUACUCUGAGCUGCAGCCCGCAGACGACCCCGACUACCGCGGCAUGAAGCGCCCCAAGUUUGCCAGCGCCGUGACGCGCGAAGUCAGCGACCAAGUGUACAAGCACGCCAAAGACGGCAAGCUCGUCUUGACGCUGGGCGGCGACCACUCGAUUGCCAUUGGCACCAUUUCCGGCACGGCAAAGGCCGUCCGCGAGAGGCUGGGCCGCGACAUUGCCGUCAUCUGGGUCGAUGCGCAUGCCGACAUCAACACGCCUGAGACGUCGGAAAGCGGCAACAUCCACGGCAUGCCCGUUGCUUUUCUGACGGGCCUUGCGACCGAGGACCGCGACGACAUCUUCGGCUGGAUCAAAGAGGAGCACCGCCUCAGCACCAAGAAACUGGUCUACAUUGGCCUGCGGGACAUUGACCGCGGCGAGAAGAAGAUUCUGAAAGAGCAUGGUAUCAAGGCUUUCUCCAUGCACGACAUUGACAGACACGGCAUUGGCAAAGUCAUGGACAUGGCUCUGGGCUGGAUCGGAAGCGACACGCCCAUUCACCUCUCGUUCGACGUCGAUGCCCUCGACCCCAUGUGGGCCCCUAGCACCGGCACGCCUGUCCGCGGUGGUCUGACGCUGCGAGAGGGCGACUUCAUCGCCGAGUGUGUUGCCGAGACGGGCUCGCUCAUUGCCUUGGAUCUCGUCGAAGUCAAUCCUGCCUUGGAUGCCGAGGGUGCAGGCGAUACCGUCCGCGCUGGUGUUUCGAUUGUCCGUUGCGCCCUUGGUGACACCCUUUUGUAA